CUGGAUUCGAGGCUGGCAACGCCGUGCAAAAUACGACCAGACGCUGCUUUUUUCGGUUUCCGAAAAUAAUUGAAAAUUAUCACUAAAUAAACAGGCGGCUAAAAUAAUUGCAGUUUGACCGCGUCGCAGAGGCAAGCGGGUGGAUAAGUUAAACAUUUUGGCCACAGCAACACCACAGUAAAGCCGCCAGCAUGGCCGAGUACUUGGCAUCCAUUUUUGGCACGGAAAAGGACAAGGUGAACUGUUCGUUCUACUUCAAGAUCGGAGCCUGCCGCCACGGCGACCGGUGCUCUCGCAUCCACAACAAACCCACUUUCUCGCAGACGGUGCUUCUCCAAAAUCUAUACGUGAACCCGCAAAACUCGGCCAAAUCCGCGGAUGGCUCCCAUCUGGUGGCCAACGUCUCAGACGAGGAGAUGCAAGAACACUACGACAAUUUUUUCGAGGACGUGUUCGUAGAGUGCGAGGACAAGUACGGGGAAAUCGAGGAGAUGAACGUGUGCGACAACCUAGGCGACCAUCUGGUCGGCAACGUGUACAUCAAAUUCCGCAACGAAGCUGAUGCGGAAAAGGCGGCAAAUGAUUUGAACAACCGGUGGUUCGGUGGUCGACCGGUGUACUCGGAACUAUCGCCGGUCACCGACUUCCGCGAGGCUUGCUGUCGGCAGUACGAGAUGGGCGAAUGUACCCGCUCCGGCUUCUGCAACUUCAUGCACUUGAAGCCCAUCUCGCGUGAGCUGCGAAGGUACCUCUACUCCCGCCGCCGUCGUGCCCGCUCCCGUUCCCGAUCCCCUGGACGCCGUCGCGGCUCCCGCAGCAGGUCCCGAUCCCCGGGUCGAAGAGGAGGCGGCAGAGGCGACGGUGUCGGCGGAGGCAACUACUUGAACAACGAGCGGGACAACAUGCGUGGCAACGAUCGCGGUAAUGAUCGCGAUCGCCGCAAAGGUGGUGGCGGAGGAGGCGGUGGUGGUGGACGGUAUUAAAUAUUCUGGACAUUUUUUCUGUACGGUGGCAAUUCGAGAGAGAAAGCAACGGACAAGCAGUAAAGCAAAGCAUCGUGUAUUUUAGUCUCUGCGUUGGUUUUCCACGUUUUUAUAUCACUUUUGAGUAGACGAGAUGAGGAGGAGGAGGAAGGAAAAUGACGAUGGGGAGUUCCACCACCACCUAUGUACAAACCCCCGCGAAAUAUUUUACCGAGCGCCCAUUAGAAUUGUAAUUUACUAUACAUACAUUCAUAAUAAUAAAAUUGAGUAAUACUAUA
Molecule: messenger RNA, 1261 nt
Organism: Drosophila mauritiana
Lineage: Eukaryota; Metazoa; Arthropoda; Insecta; Diptera; Drosophilidae
Gene: U2af38
Product: splicing factor U2af 38 kDa subunit
Exons: 2
Coding region: 192-983 (263 amino acids)
Biological process (GO): mRNA splicing, via spliceosome
Cellular component (GO): spliceosomal complex; U2AF complex
Molecular function (GO): metal ion binding; pre-mRNA 3'-splice site binding
Source: RefSeq, a predicted model, not a curated record